Molecule: messenger RNA, 473 nt
Organism: Plasmodium reichenowi
Lineage: Eukaryota; Apicomplexa; Aconoidasida; Haemosporida; Plasmodiidae
Product: DnaJ protein, putative
Exons: 1
Source: RefSeq, a predicted model, not a curated record
AUAUAGAACAAACAGAUAAUUUUGAUAACGUAUAUCAUGGUAUAUAUGUAAAUUUAGCUGAUGAAAGAAUUAAUAGAAAUAAUGCUAUUUUGAAUCAAAAUGUAAAUGAUUUUGUUUCAUUAUUAAAAAAAUUUUAUCCUUUUACGGAAUCUGUUAAUCCAUGUUUUAGAAGAGCAAAACAUAACUUAAAUAAAUUACAAGUUGUAAACGAUAACUUACACAAUAGUGUUAAUGUAGUAUAUGAUAAUUUAUUUAAUGAAAAUAUUAAUUUAUCUUCUAACGAACACUACCAUUUAUUACAACAAUUAUUAAAAAUUAUAUUAAAUAUCAACUUGUGCGAUAUUGAGGAAACUAUAAGAGAAUGUGCAUAUAACGUACUAAAGGAUAAAUCAGUAGAUGCAAGUGUUCAUUCAAAAAGAGCUCACAGAAUGAAAUUAUUAGGAAGCUUAAUGCUACAAAAAUCUCAUGAAUAA